AUGGGAGAACCAAUUAGAAACAGAAGACUUAAUGAUUUGGCUAAUGCGCCUACUCCUCAGAACACACCAUCCACUGCGGUGUCGUCAUUUGCUGGCAGAGGAGCUGGUUCAGGUGCCCCUACAGUGUCGACCAUUCUCGAGGAAGAUGGUCUUGGUGGCAGACUUGCCAAUAACCCAGCUCUUUUGUCGAUGAUUGAAGGCAAACUGGGUAAACUGGUUGGUCAUCCUUCUGGAUAUAUCGAGUCGCUACCAUCAGCUGUUCGGGACAGAAUCAGCGGUCUUAAGGGAAUCCAACUUGAACACAGUAAAUUGGAGGCCCAAUUCCAAGAAGAGUUACUGGCUUUGGAGAAGAAGUUUCAUGCUAAAUACGAGCCCCUGUAUGCUAAGAGAGCUGCUAUUAUUAAUGGUAGUAUCGAGCCAAGUGUAGAGGAGAUUGUUGCUGGUAAGGCAGUUGAAGAGGAGGACGACGAAGAAGACGAGGAUGAGCUCGACGAGUUAGACGACGAGCAAAAGAAAGAGAAGAAAGAAGCUACCGCUGCUGCUGACAGUGAGGACAAGGAUGAAGAUGACGGAGAAGAUAUUAAGGGAAUCCCAGAAUUCUGGCUCACUGCUAUCCGAAACCUGUAUCCCGUUGCUGAGACUAUAACCGACCGUGACGAAGAGGCCCUUCGUUAUCUCACAGAUAUUCGCAUGAAAUACCUCGACCAACCAGGCUUUGCCCUUGAAUUCGAGUUCUCUGAGAACCCCUUUUUCACAAACAAGGUGCUCACCAAGACCUAUUUCUACCAAGAGCAGACUGGAUAUGGCGGUGAUUUCAUCUACGACCAUGCCGAGGGUGAUAAGAUCAACUGGACUUCGCCAGAGAAUAACCUGACCGUUACAAUCGAAAAGCGCAAGCAAAGAAACAAGCACACAAAGGCCACCAGAACAAUUGAGAAGACCAUUCCUGCCGAGAGUUUCUUUGGUUUCUUCUCCCCCCCCAAGUCGCCUGGUUUGGACGACGAUGACGAAGAGGGCGAGGAAGAGGAGGAUAUCGAGGACAUCGAGCAACUUCUUGAGGUGGAUUAUCAACUGGGUGAGGAGAUCAAAGAGAAGCUCAUUCCCCGUGCCAUUGACUGGUAUACCGGCGAAGCACUCCAAUACGAAGACAUUGACGAGUUCGAUGAGGAUGCUUAUGACGAGGAUGAGGAUGAUGAGGACGACGACGACGAAGACGAGCACGGUCACAGCCACCACCGCGGCAACUACGACGACAGCGAUGAUGACGACGAUGACGAUGAUGAUGACGAGGAAGACAGCAACAAGCCAGGAAGUGAAAAGAAGUCUCCUCAAGAGUGCAAGCAGCAGUAG
Molecule: messenger RNA, 1350 nt
Organism: Sugiyamaella lignohabitans
Lineage: Eukaryota; Fungi; Ascomycota; Dipodascomycetes; Dipodascales; Trichomonascaceae
Gene: NAP1
Product: histone chaperone NAP1
Exons: 1
Coding region: 1-1350 (449 amino acids)
Biological process (GO): nucleosome assembly
Cellular component (GO): nucleus; chromatin
Molecular function (GO): histone binding; chromatin binding
Source: RefSeq, a predicted model, not a curated record